AGCCUCGCACUGACGCGGGCCCGCGCGUGAGUCAAGCCUGCGUCACGGCGCCCCGCCGCCAGGGUGGCCUUUCGGAAAGCGAGGGAACAGUACGCGCUGCGCUCCUCCCAGCUCCGUUCCGCUCCGCAGAGCCGGCGCAGCCAGAGCUCAGGGAGGGUGACACUCGGCCCCGGCGCCAGCAGCCCCCACGCGCUCCCUUCGCCUCGGAAACUGGUCCCUGGGCUGCUCCCCCUAGGCCUGAGCGCGCGCGGCGGGCGGGAGACGGGCCAGGACCGGUGGCAAGGGAGGGAGUGAGGAGUGAGCAGAGUCGCGUGCGCGGGUGCGCAGCUCCGGCUCCCCUCCCAGCCCCUGCCAGGGCCCGUCGCCGCCACCCUCGGGCUCCUCGUGGGAAAGGCUGUGUGCCCGCGACCCGAGGGCGACUGCAGCUGCCCCGUCGGAGUGCAGCGGACAAGUCCGGGGGACGAACCACGCGGGACAGGUCUCUGGCUGAGAAGGAGCUGACAACAGCCCAGUCUCACCUUGUCUGUGUGCUGGGGAGCCAGGCUGCGCGGCCCAGGUGGCACCAAUGCCGAAGAACAGCAAGGUGACCCAGCGUGAGCACAGCAGUGAGCAUGUCACGGAGUCGGUGGCCGACCUGCUGGCCCUCGAGGAGCCUGUGGACUACAAGCAGAGCGUCCUGAAUGUGGCCGGCGAGGCAGGCGGCAAGCAGAAGGCGGUGGAGGAGGAGCUGGACGCGGAGGACCGGCCAGCCUGGAACAGCAAGCUGCAGUACAUCCUGGCCCAGAUCGGCUUCUCUGUGGGCCUCGGCAACAUCUGGAGGUUCCCCUACCUGUGCCAGAAAAAUGGAGGAGGUGCCUACCUGGUGCCCUACCUGGUGCUGCUGACCAUCAUCGGGGUCCCCCUCUUCUUCCUGGAGCUGGCCGUGGGCCAGAGGAUCCGCCGCGGCAGCAUCGGCGUGUGGCACUACGUGUGCCCCCGCCUGGGGGGCAUCGGCUUCUCCAGCUGCAUAGUCUGCCUCUUCGUUGGGCUGUAUUAUAAUGUGAUCAUCGGGUGGAGCAUCUUCUACUUCUUCAAGUCCUUCCAGUACCCACUGCCCUGGAGUGAAUGUCCUGUCAUCAGGAACGGGACCAUGGCAGUGGUGGAGGCAGAGUGUGAAAAGAGCUCAGCCACUACCUACUUCUGGUACCGAGAGGCCUUGGACAUCUCCAACUCCAUCUCGGAGAGUGGGGGCCUCAACUGGAAGAUGACCCUCUGCCUCCUUGUGGCCUGGAGCAUCGUGGGCAUGGCUGUCGUCAAGGGCAUCCAGUCCUCGGGGAAGGUGAUGUAUUUCAGCUCCCUCUUCCCCUACGUGGUGCUGGCCUGCUUCCUGGUCCGGGGGCUGCUGCUGCGAGGAGCCAUCGAUGGCAUCCUACACAUGUUCACUCCCAAGCUGGACAAGAUGCUGGACCCCCAGGUGUGGCGGGAGGCAGCCACACAGGUCUUCUUUGCCCUGGGGCUGGGCUUCGGGGGUGUCAUCGCCUUCUCCAGCUACAACAAGCAGGACAACAACUGCCACUUCGAUGCCGCCCUGGUGUCCUUCAUCAACUUCUUCACCUCGGUGCUGGCCACCCUCGUGGUGUUCGCUGUGCUGGGCUUCAAGGCCAACAUCAUGAAUGAGAAGUGUGUGGUCGAGAAUGCCGAGAAAAUCCUGGGGUACCUCAACUCCAACGUGCUGAGCCGGGCCCUCAUCCCUCCUCACGUCAACUUCUCCCACCUGACCACCAAGGACUACUCGGAGAUGUACAAGGUCAUCAAGACCGUGAAAGAGGACCAUUUCUCAGCCCUCGGCCUCGAUCCCUGCCUUCUGGAGGACGAGCUGGACAAGUCUGUGCAGGGCACAGGCCUGGCCUUCAUCGCCUUCACCGAGGCCAUGACACACUUCCCUGCCUCCCCGUUCUGGUCCGUCAUGUUCUUCCUGAUGCUCAUCAACCUGGGCCUGGGCAGUAUGAUCGGGACCAUGGCGGGCAUCACCACGCCCAUCAUCGACACCUUCAAGGUGCCCAAGGAGAUGUUCACAGUGGGCUGCUGUGUCUUUGCAUUCUUCGUGGGGCUCUUGUUCGUCCAGCGCUCCGGAAACUACUUUGUCACUAUGUUUGAUGACUACUCGGCCACCCUGCCACUCACCGUCAUCGUCAUCCUUGAGAACGUCGCCGUGGCCUGGAUCUAUGGAACCAAGAAGUUCAUGCAGGAGCUGACGGAGAUGCUGGGCUUCCGGCCCUACCGCUUCUAUUUCUACAUGUGGAAGUUCGUGUCUCCGUUGUGCAUGGCUGUGCUCACCACGGCCAGCAUCAUCCAGCUGGGGGUCACACCCCCGGGCUACAGCGCCUGGAUCAAGGAGGAGGCUGCCGAGCGCUACCUGUAUUUCCCGAACUGGGCCAUGGCGCUCCUGAUCACCCUUAUCGUCGUGGCCACGCUGCCCAUCCCUGUGGUGUUCGUCCUGCGGCACUUUCACCUGCUCUCUGACGGCUCCAACACCCUCUCCGUGUCCUACAAGAAGGGCCGCAUGAUGAAGGACAUCUCCAACCUGGAGGAGAAUGACGAGACCCGCUUCAUCCUCAGCAAGGUGCCCAGCGAGGCGCCCUCCCCCAUGCCCACUCACCGCUCCUACCUGGGGCCCGGCAGCACGUCACCCCUCGAGAACAGCGGCAACCCCAAUGGACGCUAUGGAAGUGGCUACCUCCUGGCCGGCACCCCCGAGUCAGAGCUGUGACCGCUGCCCCCACCCCGCCUGCCUCUGCCCCACACCCGACCAGCCCACUUGUCCCAGCCUGGCCUCUGCCCCUAGGCCAGGCCCUCUGCCCAGCUGACUUCUGCUCCCAAAACCUGUGUGGGGGCCGGGAGAAGCUCUGUCCCCCAGUCCAGGUCCCCAAGCUAUGUAACCCUCUGAGACCCUUUCACCAAAUUGUGACCGAAUAACUGGAACAAUCCAGAAGUCCUGAUUCUCAGCACAGGGGAGACUCCGAGUGGCCACUUUAGGGGUCACUCCACCCUCUCUCUGUCCCUGUAACCUGCCACCUGCAGUUCUGAGGUCUUGGGGUCCCUCUGUGCUGCCAGGUGGUGGUGAGAGGGACCAGAGCGAGGGUGUGAGGGGGUGCCUUAUUCGAGGCUGGGGUAGGACAUGUGCCAGGAUGCAGGGCUCACCUUGGGAUGGGGUUCUGCCUUGUGAGGUGGAUGGAGCCCUCUGGCUUGAGCAGUGGGAGUCAGGGGGGCUCCUCUGCCCCUGGCUCCAGGUAGCUUCUCCGAUGUCCUUGCCCUGCCUAGGGUGAGUGAGGCGUGCUCAUGCACCUGCCUGGGCCUGAAGCCCUCCCUGCUCCGUCAGGCGUUAGCUGUUUCCCUGCCCUCUCCUCCCACUCUGCCCUCCGCGAUCCUGGAGCCCAGAGUGGUGGCUCUGCCUCUUCCCUCAAGAGAGAAGAGGAGAGUGCACAGAGAGGUUUCCAGAGCACACCUGAUGGUUCACAGCACAAUUCAGAGGUUUGGAGCACAAUUGUGAAGCACACUCCCUCUCCUCUCACCUGGGGCCCCCCUUUCUUGCUAGUGGCAGCUUCUCCCCUGGAAUAGAGGCCCUGGAGUUCAGGGGCUCACACCCGGGAGGCCUCGCACCUGGGGAAAGACAGAUAAUUUCACUGCCCCUUUGGGCCGCCACUCACUCUCCUAGUAUAAGCAUAGCCACCCGGUGUGUAUGUCACGUGCAGACACCUCGGAAACCUUUCCCAAGCCACCUGGCCCAUGGUGGGGAGGGCCACAGGCAGUGCUGUGGACACUGGAGGCUGCCAAGGGGAAGGGCCGGGCCUCUGUCCUGGGGCUCAGCCCCCACAGCAUCCCCACCCACCCUCACCUUUGGGCCUCCCCAAGAAGAGGGAGGCCCUCGGAGUGCAGGCUGGGAGCAUUAGAAUCUGGCUGGAGAGUAAAUGUCUGCAGAGAGAUGGAUGAGCCAAUGGGAGGAUGGAUGGCUGGCUGGAUGGAUGGAUAGAAAGAAAGCUGGGACAGCAAAUCUCCAUCUUUGAGAGCUGUGGGGAGCAGGGCAGGAGCAGGCCACGGUGCUGGGCCGGGGCACCCUCGCAGUGUCCUGACUCCUCUUGUGGCUCCCAGUGCUCUGAGCCCUGAGAGGGACAGACUAGGCCCAGGGUUCGCUCCUUCGCCCCUUAGUCCUUUGGUCCCUCCCCCACCUCUUCUCCCAUUUCCAGCCCUCUCAGCCCCACCUGUCCUUCCUGAGUGUGUGAGGGGAGAGGGAAGCCCACCCACAACAGCCCGCCUCAGGCCCCUCACCUGACAACGCCUCCCAGCUGGCCCCAUGCCUAAUCCCAAGCAGAAUUAGCAACAGGAAAAGCAAGGCCCCGGGAGAGACACUCUAUAUAUACUCUUCUAUAAAUUCUAUUUCUAUUGUAUAUUCAAUCUGUACAUGUGGGUGUAAAUGCUGUUAAAUGACAAACCCAAUAUUAUACUGUGGCUGGUGGACUAUUUUCAUCCUCAGUGCUGUACAGAUCUAUUUUCAUUGUAUAUUUGAUAUAUUUUUAAUUUUGUAGCGUGUGGCUGGGCCAGGCCCCAGCCUGCCAGCCUGUGACGGGGGCUGAGCUGGGGCCGUCUGCUUGGUCCUCAUGGGCUCGCUCGUGCUUGUAGCCUUUGCGGUGAGUCGGGCCCUGUCCUGGCUGUGUCUCUGCUGUUAGACAUAGGGCCCAGAGCUUGGUGUGCGUGUGUGUAUGUGUGCAUGUGUGUGUGUGCGUGUGCUGUGUGCACGUGUGGGUGUGGGUGUGUGUAGGUGAUUUGUGCUUCCCAGUGUUCACCCCAUUCUUGAAGACCACGCUGCCCUCGCCCCACCACCGCCUCCUCUCUGUGUGUCAGGUGAGGCCUCAGGACAGGUCCUCUGAGAAGCUGCCUGCUGUGGGAAAGUCACGUGUUUCUUGCUGGUGACUCAUUGCCUUCACACCACUGGGUUUGCCAGAAACAGAGAAGGAAGGUCCUUGGAGGGAAGAAGCCCUCAAAUUUAUUUUCCAGCCAACCUCUUGCUGUUCCCACUGGUGUCAUAAGCUCUUCAUCGGGAAGAAAAGUCCUGGAUUUCUUAAGAUGGCGAGAGCCCCAAGAGGGCAUCUCACAGAUCUCUGUCCUGAGUUUGUCCUUGAGGCAGUCCUGACUGUUCAGAAAGGAACAGCUGCCCCUCCCCUGGGCUUCCGGCACACACCUCUGCUCACUCCUCAGGGGAGCCGGGAGUAAGGGGUGGGCGGCAAGGCCAGUGGGGUCAAGAGCAGAUGGGGCAUCUGACAGGUAAGAUUCAGCCCCAGACUGCCUGGAGGAGCAGGAGGUGGCUGGGGAGGGGCAGGCCCCCACAUCCCUGCCCAGGGUGCCCACCCCACUGGCUUUGGUGCUGUCUAUGCAGUGCCCACAGGAAAUAGAGCAGACUCCAGGGCAGGGCAGGGCGUGCCUGAAAGAGGGCCCUGCCCUGCCUGCCUUCCAGGCCCCAUCACCAGCUUCUUGCUCAGGGAGCCCUCUUCACUGAGGCAGUGUGAAGCCUGAGGCCCAGAUCGGGGUGGACAGGCGGAGCAUACAAGUUGAUGCCUGCGAGGUUGGUUUUUGCUCUCCAGCAAUAAAUCUGAGGGACCACUGUGUUCCUUGUGCCGGGAGAAGCCCCCUGAGUCAGCCCAUCAUAGGCCAUGAGGCUGGGAGCCAGAAGCUGCGUGGUCCCAGACCCUGAGCAAGCCUGCAGUAUUACGGGCAGGGGCCUGCCCUUCUGCCCAUCCUCAUAACCCACCGGAGUAACUCCCCACUGUGGAAAAGAGAAGAGACUGAACAGGUGGGAAUGCUCCUGACUCCCUGAGCAUCCACUAGGCCCUGAAACUGGGGGCCUGCUGACUGGGGUGGGGUGGGGGCCCAGGGUAUCUUCCCAUCCCGAGCUCGGCUUUGUACAGAUCCAAGCACACACGGCAGGCAUCACUUUAGGUUCCAGCACAAGGUUGGAACAAUACAAGUUUGUAUGGCCCAUGGCUGGUAAGAGCCCUGGGUCAAGACCACUCGGCCCAGGGGAGAGGAUGGGGCCUUGUCACCCCCGGAGCCCUCCUUCCUCUCUACCCACUGCCCCCCCAUGGUGUACAAUAAAGUGUCUGUUCUUACCAAG
Molecule: messenger RNA, 6145 nt
Organism: Equus caballus (horse)
Lineage: Eukaryota; Metazoa; Chordata; Mammalia; Perissodactyla; Equidae
Gene: SLC6A17
Product: solute carrier family 6 member 17
Biological process (GO): glycine transport; sodium ion transmembrane transport; proline transport
Cellular component (GO): synaptic vesicle; plasma membrane
Source: RefSeq, a predicted model, not a curated record